AUGGCGCCCAUUGGUCUUUGGUAUGGCUAUGGAGCAGACGACCAAGAACAUCGACAUCCUGGAAGCCUCAGAGAACUCCCCAGCAUGGCUCCAGUCAAGAGUCCAUUCAUCGGUUCGAUCGCAUCAUUGAAUGAUAUAUCGAGUACCCAGCCCAUUUUCAAGGCCAAUACCCUCUUCUCCAGAGGAAUGCCCGUUCUGUACCGUCGAAACGCCAGCUCUGGGACUGUUGGAAUAGCAGUUGGGCUGACGCUGCUGUGCAUCAUCAUCAUCAGCGGUCUAUUCUACUGUGCUUGGGAGAACACCAGGGCGGAGAAGCGAAGGCAAAUGAAGGAGAGGGAGAAGAGGAAACAAGGACAUCGACAUGAGACACACAUUCGUGGGGGACGUCGUCGACACAGCAAGAAGCACCAUCAUGUUCAUAACCAUGGUGAGCAUCACGACUAUUUCGCCAACCUUUAUAUCCCAGAGCAACACCACGAAAAGCACCAUCACAAAUGCAAAGACCCUCACCAUCGACACAGGCAUUGUCGUCAUAAACAUGCCCACAACCGUCACGAACGAAAGCUAUGGAAGAGGCAUCAUCGCUGUCGUCACAAACACAACAAUCCUCCAAGUCCCAUCAUCAUCGAUGAUUGGGCUCCUCAACGACCUGAACCAAUACUUCAGUCUCCGAUCGCCUUUGUGCCAAAGUACGAUGGUCUACUGAUGAACGAGAUGGAUGCUCCUCAAAUGGGCAGAGACUUUCAGGUUGGAGAUUGCUUUCCUCAAUGUGGCAAGGGUAUAGAUGGAUUCGUCUGUCCUCGUCACGGUGUUGUUCGGGAUGAUAGGAAGUAA
Messenger RNA from Fusarium vanettenii 77-13-4, 834 nucleotides. RefSeq lists its product as uncharacterized. The record is from RefSeq and is a predicted model, not a curated record. The coding region runs from base 1 to 834 and encodes 277 amino acids. NCBI's taxonomy places the organism in Eukaryota, Fungi, Ascomycota, Sordariomycetes, Hypocreales, Nectriaceae. The transcript has a single exon.